GCAGGCGCGGGGAGGGCGCUGGGCGCUCGGAGAACUACAUUUCCCGUGAAGCUCUGGGCGCAGCCCGCGGGGCCGCCGGGAAGGGUCGACGUGCGCCUAGCCAGGUCCUCAGCAGCCGGGAUGGCGACAGGUCAGCGAGUCUUUGCGCUGUCCUGCGUGGUACAGCAGUAUGCCUGGGGGAAGACAGGCUCCAGCAGCGAGGUGGCGCGGCUGCUGGCCAGUAGUGACCCCUCGGUCCAGAUCUCCGAGGACAAACCCUAUGCCGAGCUGUGGAUGGGGACACACCCCCGGGGGGAUGCCAAGAUCCUGGACAGCGGCAUGAUGCCAAAGACCCUAGGUCAGUGGAUCGCCGAGAACCAGGACAGCCUGGGCUCCAAGGUGCGGGCCACCUUCCACGGCCAGCUGCCUUUCCUCUUCAAAGUCCUCUCGGUGGAGACGGCUCUGUCCAUCCAGGCGCACCCCAACAAGGAGCUGGCUGAGAGGCUGCACCUCCAGGCUCCCCAGCACUACCCCGAUGCCAACCACAAGCCCGAGAUGGCCAUUGCCCUCACUCCCUUCCAGGGCCUGUGUGGCUUCCGGCCAGUGGAGGAGAUUGUGGCCUUUCUGCAGAAGGUUCCCGAGUUGCAGGUAUUGACUGGCGAGGCGGAGACUACGCAGCUGCAGCAGAGCGUGGACCGAGGGCCCCAGGCUGUGGCCUCGGCUCUGCGAGGCUGCUUCUCCCAGCUGAUGACCAGUGAGAAGAAAGUGGUGGUGGAGCAGCUCAAACUGCUGGUGAUGCGUGUCUCCCAGCAAGUGUCUGCUGGGAACCACAUGAAGGACAUCCACGGGGAGCUCCUGCUGGAGCUGCACCAGCAAUACCCGGGGGACAUCGGCUGCUUUGCCAUCUACUUCCUGAACCUGCUCACCCUGCAGCCCGGCGAGGCCAUGUUCCUGGAGGCCAACGUGCCCCAUGCCUACCUGAAGGGAGACUGUGUGGAAUGCAUGGCAUGUUCAGACAACACCGUGCGUGCCGGCCUCACGCCCAAGUUCAUCGAUGUGCCCACCUUGUGCCAGAUGUUGAGCUACAGUCCCAGCCCCAGCCGGGACAGGCUCUUUGCUCCAACACGGAGUCAGGAAGAUCCCUACCUCUCCAUUUAUGACCCCCCGGUGCCAGACUUCACUGUUAUGAAGAUGGAGGUCCCUGGCUCUGUCUUGGAGUACAAGGUGCUGCCACUGGACUCUGCCAGCAUCCUCCUGAUGGUGCAGGGGACGGUGAUGGCCAUCACACCCACCGCCCCAGCAGCCAUUGCCCUGCAGCGCGGUGGGGUGCUCUUCAUUGGGGCCAACGAGAGUGUCUCCCUGCAGCUUACCGCACCCAAGGACCUACUCAUGUUCCGGGCCUGUUGCCUGCUGUAAGAGCUGGGCACCCUCGGGCCCAGCCCAGGCCCAGCAUUGGACUGCAGACAUACCCUUCCUGAGUAAGAGUAGAGGGGGUGGGCUUGUUGUAGGUAGCGAAUCUAGAGCAGCCUCAGGCUGGCCACCUUUAGGGAGGAGAACCCCAUGUGCCACUUGUUAGUCUCACCAACAUCUGGGCCAGGCCUCAGCUCAGAAGGCAGCAGGCCUGCCCUGGCCUACAGUCAGGCUCUGGGUCAGCCUCUAAGGACAGUUGUCACUGUGGAGAAGGGGGAGCUGGCGGUGUGCUGCCUGCCCCAAGCAAUUAAAGGCCACCUGUGUGAGUGG
Messenger RNA from Ochotona princeps (American pika), 1719 nucleotides. It is a transcript of the gene MPI, whose product is annotated as mannose phosphate isomerase. Lineage: Eukaryota; Metazoa; Chordata; Mammalia; Lagomorpha; Ochotonidae. The record is from RefSeq and is a predicted model, not a curated record. The transcript is spliced from 8 exons. Gene Ontology annotation, molecular function: mannose-6-phosphate isomerase activity; zinc ion binding. Gene Ontology annotation, biological process: carbohydrate metabolic process; GDP-mannose biosynthetic process. Gene Ontology annotation, cellular component: cytosol. The coding region runs from base 121 to 1395 and encodes 424 amino acids.